Molecule: messenger RNA, 2337 nt
Organism: Amaranthus tricolor (Joseph's coat)
Lineage: Eukaryota; Viridiplantae; Streptophyta; Magnoliopsida; Caryophyllales; Amaranthaceae
Product: probable arabinosyltransferase ARAD1
Exons: 3
Coding region: 402-1808 (468 amino acids)
Molecular function (GO): glycosyltransferase activity
Source: RefSeq, a predicted model, not a curated record
AAACACCCAAAAAUGACAAUCGACAUUCGACACCGAAAAGCGAAACUUAAAGCCAAGACAAAUCUCCAAGCAAAUGAUUGGGAAUCUCUAAUGAACAAAAAUACUGAUCUUAACUAAGGUCGACGAAGACAAACACGACAAGUUCUUCUUCAAUUGAUUCGCCAAACCUAAACCUAGUGAUUUCCCAAAUUCCACGGAAUCAAUUUCAGUUGAAGUUUCCAAUUAAUUUCUUUAUCUGAACAGAUCAAUUUCAAAAUCAGAUUCUUGGUAUCUGAUCUUCAUACUAUGGGAUUGGAUUUGAAAUACUGAUUAUUUUGAAAUUCAAAUUACAACCUAAAAGUAUAUCGAAAUUGUUAGAGAAAGUUGUUGAAGAUUGAAGAUUCAAAAUUGAAUUAUUUGGUAUGAGCAUGAAUCACCAUCUACACCGCCCUAAAAUGGUUUCAACAUCAUCUUCAGUCUCAUCUUUCUUAAGAAUCGGAAGGAAUUCCAUGGUGAAACAAACCAUUUUCACCAUUUCCUUACUCUUACUUCUUUACUUGUUGGUCAACACUUUCUUUAUUUCUCCCCUUUCCCUCAACUCUUCUUCAUUUCAUUCAAAGCCCUAUAAUUAUGAAUCCAAUAAGGUGAAGAUCUACAUCUACAAUUUACCUAGGAAGUUCACUUAUGGAGUUAUUGAGAGUUAUGCUUUGGCUAGAGGAGGGAUUAAGGGGCCUGUUUCUGAUGAUUCCCAGCUCAAGUACCCUGGUCAUCAACACAUGGCUGAAUGGUCUUUAUUUUCCGAUUUGUUGAAACUCCAGAAAGACCGAUUUGAUUCUGCUGUUAUUAGGGUUGAUGAUCCGGAUGAAGCGGAUUUGUUUUAUGUACCCUUUUUUUCGUCUUUGAGUUUGGUGGUCAAUCCAGUUAGGGCUAAUGUUAAUUCUGGCAAUGGGGCUGUUUCUGCUAUGUAUAGUGAUGAGAAGAUGCAGGAGGAACUGAUUGAUUGGUUGGAAAAUCAAGUGUAUUGGAAGAGGAAUAAUGGAUGGGAUCAUGUUUUUGUAUGCCAAGAUCCUAAUGCUUUGUAUAAAGUUAUUGAUAGGAUUAAGAAUGGGAUUCUGCUUGUUUCUGAUUUUGGCAGGCUCAGGCCUGAUCAAGCUUCUCUUGUUAAGGAUAUCAUUGUGCCUUAUUCUCAUAGAAUUAAUCCUUAUAAGGGUGAUGUAGGGAUCGAGAAUCGCAAUACUUUGUUGUUCUUCAUGGGAAACCGGUAUAGGAAAGAGGGUGGAAAAAUUCGUGACAUGCUGUUUGAAGUUCUCGAGAACGAAAAAGAUGUUAUCAUAAAACAAGGUACACAGUCUAGGGAGAAUCGACGUGCAGCCACUCAAGGAAUGCACACAUCAAAAUUCUGUUUGCAUCCAGCUGGUGAUACGCCAUCCGCAUGUCGACUCUUUGAUGCCAUUGUAAGCUUGUGUAUUCCAGUAAUAAUCAGUGACAACAUUGAAUUGCCUUUUGAAGAUGUCAUAGACUACAAGAAAGUUGCAAUUUUCGUAGAUACAACUUCAUCAGUGAAGCAUGGCUUCCUAAUUAAUUUGCUUAGGGCUGUUUCUGAAGAUAGAAUUCUGGAAUAUCAGCAGAAGAUAAAGAAGGUGAAGCAUUAUUUCGAGUAUGACGAUCCUCUUGGAACUGUUAAUGAAAUAUGGCGCCAAGUUAGUUUGAAGGUUCCUUUGGUGAAGUUGAUGAUCAACCGUGACAAACGGCUUGUAAGAAGGGAGCUAUCUCAACCUGACUGCUCUUGCAUUUGUUCAAACCAGACAGACGUCUUUUCCAGUUUGUAGUUCAUUGUUCAGUUUUUCAUGUGAGCUGUCUCGCCUUGGCUGGAAACUCCGUCGUUCGUGGGAGUCACCAAGCGGAAAAGAUAGCAGAUCAACAUUUUCCAUCCAAGCAGAGAGAUUGGCUGGCACACUGCGAAUUGUAUAAUUGACUGUGAUUCGUCAAGUUGGGUUCUUCGACAUGCAAAUAAAAAUAUACGGCAGUGUUAUGCACCCUGUGGUUUGUGCAACCAUCCAAGCAGUAGGGUACAAAUGAGUAUAUUAUCACGCAUACUAUGACUCGAACAAUAUUCACGAUGCGUUUAUGACACAUUUUGUUUCAUUUUUUAGAUUCCCUCCAAACUCAAUUUAUGUAGUUCUACAUCAAGGCACAAUCCAAGUCUUAAUCCUUUUGCUGUGUAUUAGAGCAAUGUGUAAUGUAUUUCAAUAUUUCUAAGACUCAUGUUCGUAAAGGCCAUCGGCAUUAGCGAAGGUCACUGGUACCAAAGAGGCAAUUAAAAAUGGCACCUAUAUAACCCCUCCCAAUUCGUUUAUC